UGAUUGGCUGGAGGAGGGCCGGCUGAUACAUUGUAGCACUGUCCACGUUCUGAGCGGCGGGUGGCCCCCAGCGGAGAGGAGCUGCUCGCGGGGUCCCCUCACUGACAUCGGGACGGGCGGCAGAGUGAGCGGGGCCCUCUCUGAAGUGAAACAUGGAGAUGUGUGAAGACAUGGUCAUUGAUCUCAACGUGGUGAACAUGAGGAAGCGGCAGUGUAUGGACGCGGUUCUGGACCAUCCGCUCAGUAAGCGUACAUGCCAAGGGUUGGAAAGUUUUUCAAAUGCAAAUGGAGUUUUGCUGAGUGACUAUGACAUGGUGUACUGGCAGGCGGAGGUCAAAGAACCUGCAAAUGGGUUUGUGCCUAAGGAUGGAGUACAGCAGAGCUGUAUGCCCCCACAAAAUCCUCAAAAUGUAACCCCCCAAAUUUGCCCAAGAUGUAUUGCUGGAGAAUCGGGCCACAUCAACCACAUAUUGGGACUCUAGAGCUUCAGGCGAACGGAGGACUCCAUGUGCUAUAUUUUAUAAUCCUGCUUGCCGCCAAACACUCCUCUGUAAAAUGAUGUCCAUAGAGGAGGAUCUUCAUUUUUACAAGACCUGCUGUGAUUAAUCGUACAGUACCUGAACUGUAGAAACUCCCACCGACUCGCCUGCCGCCACUUCCGCUCCAUCGUCUCCAUCCAAGUUGUCCUGUUUUAUUCCAUGUGAAUUAUGGAGACAUUACCAUCCAGGUCCUUGCCUGACAUUUGAGGAGCAAUUCCCAGAGUCUAGACUAAAGUAACCCUUCUAAUGCCGGGACAUAAUUAGUUCUUUUAAUAUUUCAUGAUGGCUUCUGUCCAGUCACGGAAUAUGCUCUGUUGUGUUUUUUUUUUUUUUACUUUACCCUUUUGAGCGCUGCUAACCCGUAUUAGUGGGUUUUUUCAAUUCAAAGUUUACAAAAAAAAAUUUAAACGCCUUAUUACAGGAGCACUGAAUAUUACAUGUCCCCCUGUUCAUCCUAAGCUUCCUGGUUCCUGCAUAUAAUACUAGUAAUAUAAACUGCUUAAAAAAAUAACUUGCAAAGAAAGGACUUCACCUUCUUGCCUCCAAAAACGUUAUCAAAAAUGCACUAAAAAUUGCCGGUGUGAUUCCUGCCCAAUAGUAAUCCCACUAAAUAGAAUAUUAAGACUUCAUGUGAACACACAACUCAGGGGCUUAUUUUACCUUCUACUUUAAGGGGGUUAAUGUUCUUUAAAGACGACUCAUCCACUCAUUUAUUUUAUAUUUUUUUAUUUAGUGAAUAUUUUUUAUAUUUUUUUUGGUAUGCCUGUAUCAUUCCUCUGUUAUUCCUCUUGGAAAUGUAUAAAUAAACUGACAACUGCCUGUUGCCAUUUCCCCUUGUUUAUGGGGCUUAGCCCUACGCAUAUUCUGAUCUUGUCCAAUGAAUUAUGACGGUAUCAGACUGUGUAAAGACACGCGUUAUUGACAGAGGGAACUGCGACACCCAUUUGACAGUGUAUUCCUGCAUUUCCAGGCGGAAUAACAGAGGGAUGCAAAGCUCUGGAAAAGAUGCCCUAUAAUUGUUUUAUAGGGACAUACAUGUAUUUACUAAUAGAGAAAUAUCUGAUAGAACUGAUCAUUUUAAUCUUAUUUAAAUUAAAAUGGGAAGCCACUUUAAUUGUAAUAGAAAUUUAGGUCAAGCACCACUUACAGGGAAUGUAGUUUUUUGUGUUGAACCUGUUUGCUUUAACACUUUUUGAUAAUUUUUACUUUCCAUAUCUGUACAUACUUGCCAACAUUUCAUUUGGUAAAAUCGGUACCUCGAGACCCUGCCCCUUGGAACGCCCUGAAACACCCACUUAAAGGUGGGGUUUGAGUUGGCCCCACCCACAUUUAGCCCAGGACAGUGCAAAUUUGCCGGUAUUGUCUCUGAAAAUCGGGGAGAAUGCUACCAAAUAUGGGACAGUUGGCAACUAUGGGGCACAUUUAUUAAGACCGGCGUUUUUAGAUGGAGAUCUUAAACCCCUAAGCUGACCGUGGUUCUGCCGAAUUUGUGAAGAGGCGUAGAAAAUAGUCAAUGAGACGUGCCUGCCGGCCUGUCCCCUCCCACUUUAUUAGAACUGGCAUGAGCGGGGAAAAGUUGCUGAUUGCGGCACAAGUAACUGUCGCGCCGCAAUCUGCGCAUUAAAUACGUCUAAUAUAGGCCUGUUUCAGCUUCAUAAAUGACCCCCUAAGAAAUCCUAAAACAGCACAAUGUUAGUUUUUUAGAUAGAUAUAUACGGACGAGGACAACUAAAACAAAUACAAGCAAAAAAAAAUAAAAAAAAACUUUCACAUAAAAACCUGACUUAAACGCUAGGUCCUUUUCUGGUGACCCAUUUCUGCAUUUUUUUAAAUCUGAUUUAUGAGGCAUGAACAUGUGUUUGCAGUAAAGGAAAAAAAACAACUAGCUCCAGAUUUUAUCUGACGGUUUGUGGGCAAGGGCUCAUUCAGACGGCCGUAUGUUUGUUUGUGUUUGUUUAGUUUUUUGCGGUCCGUAAAAAUGAAGUUCUGUUUUUUUGUGGACAGUUCAGUCUGUCUGCAAAAAAACUGAAUGUGUACGGUAUGCAUUCCGUUUUUUUGCGGAUCCAUAGACUUGAAUGGGGCCACGGAGCCGAGUUUUACUGACAAACAUAGGACACGCUCUAUCUUUUUUGCGGCGCCGUAGAAUGGAACAAGGGAUGUGACUGCACACUGAGUGUUGUCCACAUCUUUUGCGGUCCCAUUGAAAUGAAUGGGUCUGUACCCGUUCCGCAAAAAUGCGUAACAAAACAUACGGCCGUCUGAAUGAGCCCUAAAUGAAAUGCGUGCACACGCUGGGCCGGUAUAGUGUGUGCCAACAAAUACCUCCAUCAUAUGUGCCAGGAGCUUUUGCAGCGUAAGCACUGUAUGUGAACAGACCCGUGUCUCCUACUCUUUUAUACAGACCCUAUGCAGACCAUAAGAACCACUGACGAGUGUUUUUUUAAUUUUUAUAAUGUGUUUUUUAACUAUUAACAUGCUGAUGCUUACUGUUUUACAACUUUUGUAGAAUUGAUGGAAUGUAUUUUAAAGGUUUAAACCCCCCCCCCCCCCCCCCCCCGAUUGUGUAAACCAGUGACCCCCAACCUUUGGCUGUCCUGUGGUAUAGUUGGGGGCCACUGGUACGAAAGUGGUCAUUUUCUUGCAGAGUUUUUUUAUGUUAAAGAUGCCUAAUUUGUACAUUUGUUUUAAUGUAUAAAAAAUCCUUUUAGAUUGUCUGAGGAAUGUAUGCCAAAUAAUAUCCAAACCACUAGGGUUCAAUAAAAUGGCCUUUUUAUUUUGUA
Bufo gargarizans (Asiatic toad) is the source of this 3319-nucleotide messenger RNA. RefSeq lists its product as uncharacterized. Lineage: Eukaryota; Metazoa; Chordata; Amphibia; Anura; Bufonidae. The record is from RefSeq and is a predicted model, not a curated record. The coding region runs from base 153 to 482 and encodes 109 amino acids. The transcript has 5 exons.